CGCAGCACCGGGGAAACGGGAACAUCGGGGAACCGGGCAACCGGGAAGACUGGGAGCCGCAGCACCGUGGAAACGGGAAGCCAGAGAACCGGGAGCACCGGGGAAACGGGGAGCCGCGGGACCGGGGAAACGUGAAACCGGGAGCAUCAAGGAAUCGGGAGCAAUGGGGAGGCGCAGCACCGGGUGUCGACUUCAAGAUGAAGACCAUCGAGGUGGAUGGGAUCAAGGUGCGGAUACAGAUCUGGGACACAGCCGGCCAGGAGCGGUACCAGACCAUCACCAAGCAGUACUACCGGCGGGCUCAGGGCAUUUUCCUGGUGUACGACAUCAGCAGCGAGCGCUCCUACCAGCACAUCGUGAAGUGGGCCAGCGACGUGGAUGAGUAUGCACCCGAGGGCGUCCAGAAAAUCCUCAUCGGGAACAAGGCGGACGAGGAGCACAAGAGGCAAGUGCCCAAAGAGCAAGGGCUGCAGCUGGCCAGGGAAUACGGGAUGGAUUUCUACGAGACCAGUGCCUGCAGCAACCUCAACAUCAAGGAGUCCUUCACACGGCUGACGGAGCUGGUGCUGCAGGCGCACCGCAAGGAGCUGGACGAGCUGCGGGGGCUGCCCCGCGCCCCCACCCUGGCCCGGCUGGAGGAGGACGAGCAGCAGCCCCUGGGGAGCGAGGACACCCCCAAAACCUGCUGGUGUUGAAGGCUGAGACCCCCCGACCCCUCCUCCCCAGGCUGUGUCAGGGGGCACGGUAGGGGCAGGAUUGAGGCAGCCCCCACAGAGUGGGGAGCGACACAGGACACCCCCAGGGACAGGGAAUGUGGCAAGGGGGCCCCCCAUCCUGGCACCUGUGCCCUCCUCGGCUCGCGGGUAGGGUGGGGGCUGUCCAGGCACUGUGUGCCCACCCUGUGCCACCCUGUGCCCGUGGGACCCCCGGUUUUACACAGUGGUUUGCAGAAUAAAGGUGAUGCUGGAG
Molecule: messenger RNA, 969 nt
Organism: Melospiza melodia melodia
Lineage: Eukaryota; Metazoa; Chordata; Aves; Passeriformes; Passerellidae
Gene: RAB15
Product: RAB15, member RAS oncogene family
Exons: 7
Coding region: 198-695 (165 amino acids)
Biological process (GO): Rab protein signal transduction
Molecular function (GO): GTP binding; GTPase activity
Source: RefSeq, a predicted model, not a curated record